Molecule: messenger RNA, 671 nt
Organism: Trichoderma virens Gv29-8
Lineage: Eukaryota; Fungi; Ascomycota; Sordariomycetes; Hypocreales; Hypocreaceae
Exons: 2
Coding region: 165-335 (56 amino acids)
Source: RefSeq, a predicted model, not a curated record
CUAUAUAAGCGGUCUCGUCUGUAGAGUGCCUUGAUAUCUCAUUAUAGCGACCGUCUGCAAGCACAUCUCCAGAAACAAACUAUUCGCAUCACGACCAUUAUACCUGCGAAAGUUCCCAUCUUUUGCCUCAACAGAAACAUCACCACAAUCACACACAAACAGUCAUGGCGCAAAGGCUCAUUGCUUGCUACCAAUGGAUCAAGGCUGCUGGUGGAAGAGGCAACUUGUACACCAAGAUUAGCAACAGGGGCUCCUCAUACAAGAAGAUUGCGGGAGAGCCAACUUUGGCCCAGAACCAAGAUCUGUACAACGACAAUGUCCCGCUGCUUGACUGAUGCAUAAAGCAUGUCUCAGUGAUGAAAAGGUCGGCAAACUGCUACGACAUUAUGAGAACUACGGUUUAUACACGGAUUUUUUGGGAUAUUUUGGCUUGGGCGCUCUUUAUUACACAGGGAUAGGGGCAUGGCUGGUGGGUUAGGCUAGGGAAUACAGUUGACACUGCUGGACGGACACUUCAACUUGGAUAUCAACGGCGUUUUCGCUUUUCGGGCAUUGUGAGGGAAUAUCACGGUCAAGGGUCACAUCAUGGGUCGAGAUGGAGCAUUUUUCUCAAGUUGCAUAGAAAUUUACAGACUUCAUCUGUCAAAAUGGCGAUAUUCAGUUACAAAGCG